AUGGUGACCAUAAAGAGAAUGACGGGAAUGUGGAACUCAAAGAGUUUGAAUGGAAAUCGCUUCCCCAUCAUGCAGGUGUUUACAGUCACAUUGGCCCUACAUCCCAAUGGGAACGUUAUCAUUGCACAGUCAGCACCGAUACCAAUCAGCGAUCUUUUCGAACCACCUUUUACGACGAUGGAACUCGAAGACUUACCCGAUAACGAAAUACGUCAGCGCCUCAUCGCUUUGGGACAAAAUGUCGGACCACUGACACCAACUACGAGAGCAGUUCAUAUAAAAAAGCUACGAAACUUGAUGGCUAUGCAGGGAGAGAACGCUAUCACAGUGCACGAACCAACACCACCUCCAUCUUUUAGCAGUGGAGAUGGCACGAACCAACUGGAAAUUAUUGACAGUGAGCCUAUUCUGGAGGACGACCAGCCAUUAACGCAGCUUCGUGCGCCUCUUGAAGUGUCUGAGACACCUCGUGCUUCUAAGGUUGUUGCACCACAACCUAGAGUUUCAGCGGUAGCUGACGACGGUUCUGAUGGAGAAAUGUGGGGUGAAGAAUCAGUGCGAUAUUUGUCGCCUGAAGAAAUGGAGUUGGAGAUGAGCUACAAUAGGACUAGCCCCGUCUCUAACGUCGUUCAGACGGGUAAUGUUAGAAAGAAACGUUCAGAAGACUUUUCUCUGAAAUUUGAUCGUACGAUCUAUUUUAUCGAAACUUUAAACUGUUAUCCUCCAGUUGUCAAAUCGUUCAGCUUUUGGUUCAUCAAAUCCAACGUCUUUGAUGUUCGCCAAUAG
Haemonchus placei is the source of this 786-nucleotide messenger RNA. Lineage: Eukaryota; Metazoa; Nematoda; Chromadorea; Rhabditida; Trichostrongylidae. The record is from the annotation of a GenBank genome assembly.